AUAAAAAUUGGAUCUUUUUUUUUUGAAAUUAAAAAAAAAAAAAAUUGGAUCUUUAUUUGUAGGGGGAGAAGAAGAAAAAGGAGGGGGAGAAAGAUGGCGUUACAGGCUGGGUCUGGGGUUUCGACCUCUCAGGUUCUCGUUCUUGUUGGAGCAGGCUUGACGAGUUCGAUCAUUUUGAGGAAUGGCCGUUUGUCUGAUCUUCUUGCACAGCUUCAGGAGUUAUGCAAGGGUGUAAAUGAAGUUGAGAUCUUGCCGGAGAAAUUUGAUAGCUCAAUUCUUAGAGCUCAGAUUCAACAAUUGUCGGAAGAAAUCAGGGAGUUAACCUUAUCUGGCCCUGUUACCAUCUACAAUGGGAAUCCUGACUCUGGUGGGAGUUAUGCCUCGUACUUAAUUCCAGCUGCUGCACUUGGUGCUAUGGGAUAUUGCUACAUGAAGUGGAAGGGAUGGUCAUUUUCUGAUGUAAUGUAUGUAACAAGGCAUAAUAUGGCGAAUGCUGUUGCAACUGUGUCAAAGCAACUAGAGACUGUGCAUGAAACAUUGGCUAUUACAAGGAGACAUCUGACCAAGAAGCUGGAAGAGUUGGAUUGGAAGGUGGAGGAGCAGAGGGAAACCACGCAGCUUAUUGCAAAUGGUGUGAAUGAGGUGAAAUCAAACCUUUCUCAAAUUGGGUUUGAUGUUGACGUUAUUCAUCAAAUGGUCUCUGGGUUGGAAGGCAAGGUCGAUCUUCUCGAGAGCAAACAGGAUGUGACAAACUCAGGUCUAUGGUACCUAUGCCAAGUAGCUGAAGGCUCCAAAGAUCGGCUGGAAACUAAAACAAUUCAGGAUGUCUCUGCUAAGCUGACAAAGCAUUUAACAAUGACAUCUGAGGACAAAUCACUCAAGGGCCUCCAAUUCAUUGCUGAAACUAAAGAGCCGAGCAUGGUUGAGAAAUCAAUGACAAGCACGGAAACUGCUAAUCCCAGCAACUUCCCUGGCCAAAAAGUUCCAGCCCUGAAAACAAGAAUACACAGGUCGUAUCCUGUUGGGAUUUCUUUGCACCGGAACAUAACGAGCUCAGAUUCUUGAUUUUUUUCUCAUCUCUUUUUUAUUCUUUUUGCCCUUUCCAAUUGAUUCUUGAAAAUGUGUGGUUUCUGGAACUCGCUUGCUUGUCUGAGUUUCCAAAAUGGGUUUUUCAGUUUACACUUUUUUUUAUGCUUAGGAGAAAAUAUACAGUGAUUGUAAUUCAGUGUUGCUAUUGCUUCACUAAUAUACAUGUAUACAAUAAGCUCAAAUAUGUGCUUAUGAAAAUACCUGUAUCAUUGAACAAAUAAAAGAAGUGCAUGAUAUGUCAUCGGAUCCCUA
Messenger RNA from Rosa chinensis, 1341 nucleotides. RefSeq lists its product as uncharacterized. NCBI's taxonomy places the organism in Eukaryota, Viridiplantae, Streptophyta, Magnoliopsida, Rosales, Rosaceae. The transcript is spliced from 11 exons. Bases 94 to 1065 code for a protein of 323 amino acids. The record is from RefSeq and is a predicted model, not a curated record.